AUGCUCUUAAUUCGCAAUGCUUUGAGAUGUUUGGCAAAUCGAGGAUCGAUAAGUGCGGGAUCGACGAGCGCAGGAUCGACGCCGAUCAUUCAUGUGGGCACCGAUGUCAUACGCGUUUCCACCAGUAAAAUAGCUCCAAGAACGGAUAUUGAUGAUGAACUUGGUAAUCGUCCACGACCGCCGGUUGAUGGAGAAUGUUGCGGUCAGGGAUGCCAAAAAUGCGUCUGGAUAGAAUACGGCAACGAUUUGAUUGACUACUACCAGAGUCACCCGGACAAAGAUGCAAUCUCUCGAAUAGAAAGUGAAAUCAAGGAUCCGGUUGUUCGAGCGUUCGUGAUGGCAGAACUAAAGCCGAGGGUUUCU
Mesorhabditis belari is the source of this 363-nucleotide messenger RNA. Lineage: Eukaryota; Metazoa; Nematoda; Chromadorea; Rhabditida; Rhabditidae. The record is from the annotation of a GenBank genome assembly.